AUGUAUACAGAUUUUUCCGGAUAUGAGCACUUAGCAGAAAAGGAGUUAAAUCAUCGAAGUAUAAGUGUUGCAGAAUGUAGAGAAUGGAUUGCAAAUAAGAAAUGUGAAUAUGGAAGUUUAGGGAAAGGUAAAGAAGGAAUAUAUAGUACAAAUAAUAAAGUGAAUGAAGAUUAUCCAAAUCGAUUUACUAGUUUCUUUACAAGCAAAAGAUAUUACAAAGAGAAUUGUGUAAUUAUGGAAACUAAAGUAUAUUCACACUUCAAUCAAAGUAGACCAUCUAAUGUUCUCUCCGACUUAAGUAAUUGUAAAUAUCAGGAUGGUUAUUGUCAACCUGGGAAGAUGAAUGAAAUUAUUAUUUGGGAUGUCAAUAAAGAUCAGAAGUGUCAAUAUAUUUCAAUUGGUAAAUUAGAUGGAAUCAUGAAUAAUGGUCUUCGGAUUAAUAGUCAAAAUCAAAUUGCUUUAAGUCUCAAUAAGAGUAAAAUAAUCAGAGAUUGUAAUCUUAAUCUCUUAAUUAGUGAAGAAGGUUUUGCAGUCAAGGAAAUUCAAAAACUUCCUACUCCACAAGCCCUAACAUCAACUCCUAGUCUUCAAGAAAUGAGUAUUAAUCCUCAGAAAUUUCAAAAAGAAAUAGAAGAAAAUUAUAAAAGACAACAAGAACAAAUCCAAAAGGAUCGAGAACUUUGUGAGAAACUCCAAACGGAAAAAGACAAAGAAGUAAGAGAUAAAUACGAAGCUGAUCGUAAAGAAUUUGAGAAGAGAAGAGAAGAAAAAAUGAAGCAAUAUCUAGAGUUCGAAAAGAGAAAGAAGGAAAAAAUGGAAAGACAAGGAUUAUUGAAUACUACUACUUCUGUGAAUUCGAAUACUACCAAUAGGAUCAAAAAAUCUACAAAGCGGAAGCAAAGCUUCCUAGAAGCAAAUCAAAGUUUAGAAGACACUUCUAGGCCGUUUCCAUUACCUACUUAUGAAGAAUACUCAAAGAUUAAAAAUGAUUGUUUACUGCUUCGAAGUUAUGCUGAUUACCUAAGAAUCAAAUAUUUUACAAUGAGAUUCUUCAAUUCUGAUUUCAAAGAAACAUCAAGUUCCGAAAGGAGUUUCAUUAUUAUAACUCCAAAAGAGAAAGAUAAAAUACAACUAGUUGACAAUCUAGAUGAAGAAAAAAUAGAAAACAAUAAAAAAGUAAGUGAAGGAGCAAGUAUUACUCAAAAAUCGUUGAAUACUAAUAGAACCGAAGGUUUGAAUAAAAAGAAUGCAGCAUUUCUUAGAGCUCUAAAACGUGGAUCUGGUUUUAAAAGGAUUUGA
This is a messenger RNA of Caenorhabditis briggsae, 1299 nucleotides long. The record is from RefSeq and is a predicted model, not a curated record. The transcript has 2 exons. The coding region runs from base 1 to 1299 and encodes 432 amino acids. NCBI's taxonomy places the organism in Eukaryota, Metazoa, Nematoda, Chromadorea, Rhabditida, Rhabditidae.